This is a messenger RNA of Plasmodium vivax (malaria parasite P. vivax), 1159 nucleotides long. Its product is annotated as variable surface protein Vir17, putative. The coding region runs from base 1 to 1158 and encodes 385 amino acids. The transcript is spliced from 3 exons. NCBI's taxonomy places the organism in Eukaryota, Apicomplexa, Aconoidasida, Haemosporida, Plasmodiidae. The record is from RefSeq and is a predicted model, not a curated record.
AUGUCAUACGAUUAUAUAAAAUCAUUUAAAUUAUAUAUGUUAAUUAAUARAAUGAAUAAUGCGAAAUACAAACAUUCCUGUGCAGAAACUCAGAAUUAUUUACAUUCAAUAGGUCAAACUAACAAUGAAACAUUAAAAAACAUCGGUUGCUCCCUUGAAUAUGGUUAUACAUUUUUAACUGCAACACGUGAAAAUACUUUAACUGAUUUGUGCACAUAUUUAAAUCUUUGGUUAGAUGAACAAAAGAGAAUACAUGUAUAUGAUAAAUUUAAGGUUAGUACGAAUGAAUGGCAAGUCUUUGAGGAUUUGUGGAACACAUUAAUGGAAGGACAGACUCCUGAUCAUAAAUGUGAAAGACAACACGAAGAAAACAAUAUAUCCGAAUAUAGUAAGCGCUUAGAUUUGAAGUCUUACUGUAUAAAUAGAGAUUAUUUUAAAAGAUUAUUCCAAUCAUCUUCAAGAUCCGAUGAAUAUAAAGCACAAAUAUGUAAAGGGUUUUCCGACUAUACACAAGAUAAUUAUAAUAAAUUGAUCGAGGGAAUGAAUUGUAUUGAUAAGAAAAAUGGCAUUAAUGAUUAUAAUUACCACAUUUCUGAUGAUUGCACUCUAUAUAAUAUUCCUAAAACGUUUCCAAAAUGCAAUGAAAAAACUGAAACUAUUGUAGAUGUUGACAAUUCUAAAAAAGAUAUAGAAAAAUGCGAAAGUAUUAAACAAGUAGUAGGUGCAGGCACUGAUUUAAAUGCAAUUCCUGUCCCAUUGGAUGGUGACAGAGAUGGAUUAGAUGUAGAUGACCAUGGAGCAAUGAAUAUUCUGGCUGUAUCAGCAGGUAGACCCGAUGAAUUAAAAGAUAGUCUCUCUGAAUCUAUAGAAUUAGCUCUUCCAUUACCAACAGCUGUAACUUCACCCAAUGAUAAACCUUCAAAACCUAUAUACUAUGCUGGAUUGUCAACAUUAGGAGUUGUUUUCACUUCCACAGUUUUGUAUAAAUACACAACCCUUGGACCGUUCAUCCGUUCUUUAGUAAGUAAAAAGGAAAAUUUAAGACAAACUACUAAUAAACAUUUAGCUGAACAGUGGCUGCAAAAAACAUCAGAAUAUAUGGAUUCUAAUUCAGAAAAUUCCCAUUAUAAUUUUCCUUAUCAUUCAAUGCAAAAUUAAC